Molecule: messenger RNA, 1749 nt
Organism: Enterobius vermicularis (human pinworm)
Lineage: Eukaryota; Metazoa; Nematoda; Chromadorea; Rhabditida; Oxyuridae
Source: the annotation of a GenBank genome assembly
AUGCACUCACGCCAAGGUUAUCCGCAUAAUAUCUACACCAGAAAUGCUUAUGAACUUGGUUUGGAGGGAGAAAAUUCACUAUCGAAAAGGUUUUCUGAAUCUUUUCGAGAAAAAGUGACUUUACAUCAUAAUCAGAAUAUUAUCACUGGGUCAGCAGAACCGUGCUAUGCGCGAUAUGUUGAUGAUGAAACACCUAAGACUGUUGAACUUCCUCCACCGUACUAUGACCCACCAAAAGAAUGUUUCGGUUGGUAUGGACAUUCGAUGCCCGCGAAUCCCGCAUGUUUUAGUUCGGGUCCGCGGACUCGGUUACGAUCAGAUAUUUCGGUCCAGCCGGUGCAGAAAAUGCGGACACUCGUUCUUUUUCCUGCAGUGCAGCCUCCUUCACCAGAAUGGAGUUCUGAUGAAGAAGUCCCGUCAUUUGCUGCGUCAUCCAGUAAAAUUGCAAAGCGUAAAUUUGACGACGGCCAAAAUGUUUGCGCUUGUCAUAGGGGAAUGAGGAAGUUGAAGCAUCCAUCACCACUGUUGAAAAUACCUUCAGACGAUCGUUUCGCCUUGAAUGAUACAGUAUUUGAUAACACAGGAUUUGAUAGCUCUCCGCUAAUUUCGCAUGAAAGCAGGCUUAUUGAAGCAGGAGAAGAUCAUAGUUUUGAAGGACAACAUCUAGUAUCAGCUACAGGUUCGAACAAGGCGCACCGACGGCCAUUUCCAGGUAGAGAUCGUACAACGUCUGGCACUGUUGUUGUGGAUGGGAAUGAAUCUCCUAUUGGAAACUUUGCUCUAGUUUUCAGAAAUGAAGGAUCGUUAUCAACCCCAAAUUCAUCUGCUUUGCCAAAAUUGGAGUUUGAAAAGGUCGUUAUCGAAAGCCCAGAUGCAGCCUAUUCCUUGUUUAUGAAGGCCCAGGACGUUUAUACGAUGGCUCCAAGUAGCGGGAUGGUAGCGACUUUUGACCUGACGAUGAAUGUUAAGCGGACAUUUAAUGUGAUGGCACAGAACAAUCUUCACGUCGCUGCAUUGACUGAUAUUUCAAAAUGUGUUUAUGUGGCGCUUCUUACCGUUGAAGAUUUUAUGGAAUUGGCUAUCAGGUGCUUUGCUGAUGGAGGGAGAAGAAAUUGUAGAGAAGUACUUAAAAGUUUGACAUUGAGAGAAUGGUACGAGUCAAAGUUGGAAUACGGAUACAAGUUUGAAUAUGUGACUGUUUCCGAAUCUAUUUUCGAUUUGGUAAGCCUGAUGGAUAAACAGUCUUUACACUGGGUUGCUGCUUUGGAGCCAUCGCAGUGCAGUGUGAUGUAUUUUGGCAAUAUGAAGAAAGCUUUUAAGUACUUAUGCGACUAUAUGAACCACUUGCCAUGCCCAAGCUUCAUGCAACAGACACCGAAAGAACUAGGGGUUGGCACUUGGGAAGAUUUGCAGAAAAUUGGCAUAAAAUCGACCUUGAUGGAAGCCUGCAAAGUUAUGAUAAAUCAGGAGUUAUUAGUGGGUGUGUUCUCGCACACCGAUGUUUUACGUUUGAAUUUCUUUGAAAUGCUGAACACAACCAUGGAUGAAAUCAUGACGGAUUUGCAAAUGGUUCAGGGCAAGCUACAUAUCUGUAGCGUAAACGACAGCCUUCUGAAGAUAACACACAUGAUUGCGUUGGCGAAUGUCUAUCAGCUCAUUGCUGUUGAUAAUGAGUUUCGUCUUGUUGGUGUAGUUUCUGUGCGGGAUCUUCUUCAGUAUAUGGUUUUACAACCGUCCGCAAUGUCGUAA